AUGGACGACGCUUAUUCAAAUAGACCAACAUCUCCAAAAGAUAAGAAAACAACAAUAGAAUCAAUGAGGAAUGAGAAUAUGAAUUACAUAGAGUACAUAUAUAUAUUGAUUUUUAAGUUCAUCUGAUGUAGCUGUAGAAUAUUACAAAAAUUAGUAACUUAUACAAUUGAUUUUAGAACUGCUUCUGGUUUGGAUCGUUAUUUUUUAGAAAUUGAAGAUUGGCUAGAUGAAGAGAAAUCAUUGCAUUAAAACACUCCAUUAGUAUUGGAAGCAGAUGAUGGAAUUGGUAAAAAAACUCUGUUAGUUAAAUGGAUGGAAUAUCAUGCUAAAAAUAAAAAAGGAGUAAUAAUAAAAUUAAUCAUAGCGUUAUUAAGAUUAUAUCAUUCCUCAUUUUGCUACCUAAUCUGGCAAAAAUAGUAAUUAUUUCUUUGCAAUUUACCGAAUAUUAAUUAAAUUAAGAGAGACUCUCAAUAUCAAAUAAAAAGUAGAAUUAGUAGAAGAGAAGCUUCGUAGAUACUUUCAUUAUUGGUUAGAAAUAUGUAGUAGAGAAUUAGAAUAAUAAUUCUUAAAUGGAGCUAAAAUUAUUUAUGAUAAAGUAUUUCAUAUCUAAAUUAUAUUAGGUGAUAUUGAUAUUUGAAGGAAUAGAUAAUUUUAGAGAUAUGUUAGAUGUACAUAGAGAAGCUAAUGUUUCCUUUUGGUUACCUAAAUAUUUUCCAAAAAACAUUAAAGUUAUUGUAACUGCUGAGAAAAAUUCUAAUUCUAUGAGAAUACUCAAACCUUCUUGUCAUGUUAUUCCUAUUACAUGUGAUCCUAAAGUAAUUAAAACUAUGGUUAAUGGUCAUUUUGGAAAAUAAUCAUUUCUAGUAUUCUUAAUAUAUAUUAAUAUAGUCUGAUUAAAGAGUAUAAACAAUAUAAGAUUUAUUUAUUCAAUUAAAUUACAAAGUUAGAAAUUAACCACUCUUUGUAAGAAGUUUUAUGACAGUAUUUUUACCUUAUCCAACAGAUGGUCUAGUAGAACUUAAGGAUAUUGAUAUUGAUACUGUUGAAAACAUAUUAAAAGAAUUAAAUUUAUAGUAGAUUAAACAUUUUAGAACAGUUGAAGAAUUAUUUACAUUUUAAUUAAAAUUCUUUAGUGAAAGCUUUAUUUUUACUCCUAAAACACCUGAAUUAAAAUAAGAUCCAAAGUUUAUUUAACUAAUUACUGUUCUAGCUAUUACUUAAAAAGGAUUGACUUAUAAAGAAAUUCAAUCAGUUUGUGAAUUUGAAGAAAAAUAAUGGAAAUUAUUUUUACUUUUCUUUAAAAUAUUCCUUAUGAAACAUCGUGAAUUAUGGAUUAUUCAUAAUGAAAUAUUUAAAAAAUGUGUUAUUAAUUGUUAUCACAAUGAUAAAACAUUAUAAUUACAUGAUAAAAUUGCAGAAACAAUUGAUAAAUAUACUAAUAAUUCUAUUAGAAAAUUAGAAGAAGAAACAUUUCAUUUAUUUUCAGCUAAAAAUUAUUUCAAAUUAAAAGAAGUUAUAAGUAUUAUUGAAAAUUUCUUAUUAUUAUUCAAUCCUAAUAAUAAAUAUGAUCUUUGUAGAUAUUGGUAAAAACUAGAAGAAAAUGGAUUUGACCCUGUAUUAGAAUAUAAUAAAGCAGUAGAAGGUUUUCAAAUACAUUAUCAUCCAAGUGCAGAAGAUCUCUUUAGAAUUAUUAUUUAAGUUUCAAGAUUUCUUAAAGAAUUUGGAGAUUUUGAAACCAAAAAUACUCCUGUUUUUAGGCAUCCUCCUAUUAUUGGAGUCUUAUAAGAUUUAUAUGAUAUAGGAUUGUUAUAAGAAAUAUUGAAAUUAGAUUUAUAUUUUAAUAAAGAUCCAGAAUUAAAAUAAUUUGACCCUGCCAAACAUUUAAAAAGAGUUGCCAAAGCUAUUAAAAUACCAGCUCUUACUAAAAUGGAAUCAUAAAAUGUAGAAAUACAAUAAAAUAGAUAUGAAGUCAGAAAUCAUUAUUUAUCAUAAAUGAUUAAAACUAAUGAAACAGAACCUGAUGAAUAGGAAACCAUUUAAACAUUAGAUAUUGAAGAAUACAAAUAUUAAAUGUAAAAAAUACUAUAAAAAUUGUUAACAGACAAAAGAGAAUAAUUGUCUGGUGAAGAAGAGAUUACUGGUGAUAGAAUAUCAUCAGAUUAUUAUUAUAAAAGAUGGAUUUGGAUAUAAUUCCCUUGGGCAUGUUUAAGUAUUAGUAAAAAAUGUGAUUAUUCUAAAACUAUUAAACAUUGUUUCUCUUCUGCCACUGAUUAUAUGAGUGUUGAAGAAGAACAUGCUUAUACAAACUGUAAAUUCAAUAUUAUAUUAUUUAGCUGCUUUAAAAAUAGCUAUUGAAGCUAAAUUAAAGAAAAAAUUAAUGUAUGAAACUGAACCAGAAGAAUAAUAAUAAUCUAUUAUCUUGAUUCCUUAAACUAGUGUUUUAAAUCAGCCUUAACCUGUAAAACUUGAAUACACAUUUGAUAAUACAUAAGGCAGCAGAUUUGAUAGAAGUAAAGCUAUUCUACCAAGGAUUGAUAGUAUUAAUGCUUCAACAGUUAAUUAGUCUUAAGAAAAAUAUGAAAGAACAAUGUUUAUAACAUAAGAUUUUACUGAUUUAGAUACUCUUAAUUAAGAAUCUAAACAAAUUAAAAUACCUAUAGAAAAUAGACCAAAUGAUGGAUAAAAUACAGUUAAAUUAUUGGAUAAAUUUAAAUCAUAAAAAAGUAGAUUAAAAUCUUUUUAAUCAUCUUCACUUUCAUUAAAUGCAUAUUAAUAAACUGAGAUAUUUCCAAUUCUUAAAACAGAUAUAUAAAAACAUUCUUAAAAAUAAUUGCAUUUAUUAGAAUAAUAAGCAAAAUAAAUGAGAAAGAAAUUAGAUACAUUAACUUAUGAGAAUUUAAAAAUGGCAAAGAUACUUAAAUAAUAAAAAAUAAUAGAUUUUAAUAAAGGUUAUAUAAAGAAGGAAUUAUCUAAUUUAGAGGAAUUAAAAGAAACAAAGAUUGAACUUGAAAAAUAAUUAUAAGAGGCUGAAUAAUCAUAUAAAACAAGUAGUAUUUAAAAAGUAAGAGUAAUUACUAUUUUGAAAAUAUGUAAGGAUAAUAAAUAAUAGAAUGAAGAAUAUAUUAGAGUAAUUAAUAAUUAAUUUAUUUUAAGCAUUUAUAAUAAUUGAUUAAUAAUUUUAAGAAACUAAUUAGAUUUGAAGAAGUAGAAAUCUCAAAAAAUAAAUAACAAAUAAAAACACUUUAUAGAACAAUAGAUGAUUUUUUAAUGACUUAUAAUCAAAAAAAGAAACAUUAAGGAAAUUUAAUUAAUUAAAUUAGGAAUUCUUUAUUAGAAAAAAAAAAUUUAGAUCAUCUUUUUUAAUCAGGUAUUCAUACUCUAUUAUUAAUUUAUUAGCUGAUGCUUAUAUUUAGGAUUCAGCUUUAGAGUCAGUUUAAAAUUUAAGAAGAAAUUAGGCAAAAUAAAAUGAUCUAUAAUAAAAUAAGAAAUUCAAAUAAUAAUAGGAAAAAAAUACUAAAAAUAUUCAUGAAAAACUAGAAUAAUUUGAGAAAAAAUAUGCUUAAAUUAAAGGAAUAUUUGAUAUAAAAGAAUAAAAUUAUAGUCAUUCAAAUAAUUUUCUUGAUUUUAUGGCAAAUAUUGAAAAAAAAAGUGAAUUAGAAAUAUAGUUAUCAGAAUAACAAUAAAAUUUGGAAACUGCAAAAUAAAAGAAAAUUAAAUUAGAAGAAGAAUUAUAAACAUUUUAAAAUGCUUAUUAAAUGAAUAAAUCUUAGAGUUUAUCUAAUAUUGAAGUAACUGAUAACUGUAAAUUAUUAUUAAUAUUAUCAGAAAAUGUUGAAAAAUAAGAAAAUAAUAUAUAAGUAUAAGCAGAUUAUUUAAGAAAAAUAAGGGAUUACAAAGUUAAAUGUUACUCUUCUUAUGAUUCCUUAUUUACUAAAUUUUCUAGUAAAGAUGAUCAAUAAGUAUAAUUUAAUAAUAAUAUUAAGUUACUAAAUGCUAUAAAAAUAAGAAAAUAGAGAAUUAUUGAAAAUGAAGGACAAGAAGCAUUUACAAAAAUCUUGGAUAAUUCAUAUGAUAUGGAUAAAAUAUAUAAGAAACUUGUUCCAUAUGAAAAUGUGUUAAAUUUAAGUUAGAGUUCUGAAUCAGAUCAUGAAAUGUGA
Paramecium primaurelia is the source of this 4157-nucleotide messenger RNA. The record is from the annotation of a GenBank genome assembly. Lineage: Eukaryota; Ciliophora; Oligohymenophorea; Peniculida; Parameciidae.